Messenger RNA from Orbilia oligospora ATCC 24927, 2007 nucleotides. RefSeq lists its product as uncharacterized. The record is from RefSeq and is a predicted model, not a curated record. Bases 1 to 2007 code for a protein of 668 amino acids. The transcript has a single exon. Lineage: Eukaryota; Fungi; Ascomycota; Orbiliomycetes; Orbiliales; Orbiliaceae.
AUGGCGCCCGCACCAACUGUUGAGCCCGGCGCUAUCAAAACACUACCUGCCAGUCUAGCAGCGACAGCGAUGCCCGAUCCAUCCGACUCUCCUUCCACAGAUGGAAGGCUUCGAUUUGAUGCCAGCACAAUAGCAGCUGUAGCCCUUGGUGUAGCAUUGUUUUUCACUAUCAUUGGGGUUAUCGGCUACUGUUUCUGGGUACAGAGACAGAAGAGGAACCGUUACAGAUAUCAAGUUGACGGCCUACGUGGCCAUUGGGCUCGUAUUGAACAGCCGCCAGCGCCCGUACAGACAGAGAAAACAAACUUCCCGCCAGCAUAUGCGAAAAGGAUUUCUUUCUCUGCUCGACCUUCUUUUUCUAAGCCUUCAGCUGGAAUUGAUAUUACGCAAAUCGGACAUCCAAAACUUAUUCAAAGUUCUCAAGAUAUUGAUCCCGUCUUUGCAGAACCAAAAGCUGCAUAUAUUCGUGCACACAAAGGCUCAAUUGCUGCCAUAACAGAGCCACAGAUUGGCAAUGUCGAUUUCGUACCGGAAAAGAUGGCACCGCACACGGCCACAGCCAUCCCACCGAUACCACCCACAGUGGAAAUUGCAAAACCCCCAGCAGUUCUUACUAUGGAUCCAAAAAAACGACAGAAUGCUCCAAAGCUUAGCCUCCAGACAUCAACAAAGCCUAGGGAUUCUAUCAAUAAUAACAUCACGAGCACAAUAGUGGCUGGGCUGCCAACCAACAUCUAUGUACCACCGACACCCUCGAGGACCGGCUUUGGUGAUGUACCUUUCACACCUAGGACACCUCGACGAAUGGAUUUUGGCCCCGAGCCCCAGGCGUUCAAAUCCGACAAUCAGAAGUCCCAGUUCGAGUGCUUCUCGCCCAACAAUACUCGGGCAUAUCGUAACCCAACUCCAAAGGAACGGUAUCGAUUUUCCGACCCUACAACACCUACCCCCGCAAGUGUGAGAUCCGUCCGUUCGUUAUCAUGGAAUGGCCGUACAAACGAUCAUACAGCGGGGUUUCAAACAAUCACAGUGCAGACACCAAUCUCACCUCAUCAGCUUAGAUCACCUACUAUUUGCUUCCCAAGGCACCAAAAUUUGAUUCCUGGUGAUCACUCAGACCUCGAUCGUGAAUCAAUGCAAACACAUCCCCACUCUCGAAUUGUUAGUUCCCUAAGCACACAACAUCAUAAAUCAAGUUCUCCGCCAGAGGAGCCACAUCGAAAAAUAAAGAAACCAAAGCUUAAGAUUAUCCCAGCGAAGGACGAUGACGAAAUCCUAACCGACGAUGACGCAUCUAUUAUAGAAAGCGAAUGUGAUAGUAGUGAUGAAUCGUCGGAGACUACUGCCAAAAUGUUCACCCACAAUAACCGUAGUUCGGUUCGAACAGGACGCACUGGCAGUACCCGUUUCUCACAAGACUCAAUACCGAACCCUCCCCUUACACCUUUCUAUGGGGAAGUGAAGGACAACAAUCCAUACAUCAACCAAAUGGAAGCAAAACGCAAAGCCAAUGGGUUAACUUUAAGUACGAUGGAUACUCCAACCAGGACCCUAUCUUCUCCAGGUAUUGAAAUAGUGACCAGACCCGGCGAUGAAUCACCUCCACUCUCGCCAGUUACAUUCCGCAUUGAUACCAACCCUGGAUCCAUGACACCCAAGCUACCAUACAAAUUGGAACCUUAUGAUCGUAUUGAAGCCGACAGAAUUAACGAUGGAUCAUAUCCCCCUGAGUGGAAAAUACAGAUGGAACGUCAAGCUACUGAAGAAGGUCUCGCCCGAAGGGAGCGUGACCCACGGCCCAAGUCAAUCGGCAAUAGUCUCGCACCGCCCACUAAGAGCUCCAAAACCAAGGGCGUCUCUUUCCGAUUGAGCGGUCAUCGUCGAGACGCUUCCGACGAGAAACCAAUUUUGCCUAAGAUUGACGUCUCACUUGCGGAAACUAUGAAGCAAAUGCGACCAAACUUUUACAAAAUCGGAACAAAUGACAGCGAUAUUUCAAUGAUCUAA